AUGAUUUUUGAGGAUAGCUAUUGGAGUGCUGAUGGUUUAUGGUUGGUGUGGAUUUUUUGCUUAGUUGUUAUGGCCUUGCUGGCAUGGUGGCAGAUUGUUGCGGUUCCAGUGCAGUAUGUGGCCUGCAUUUUGUCAUGGGUUGUUUUCUGCAUUUAUGGCUGGGCAAAUUUAGUCAUUGGGUUUGCACUGGACUGUACCGGUUUCUGCUUUAUAUUGGACGGCAUUUUCUACAGGUCUGCACUGAUCUCGAGCAUGGAGACGGGGUAUGCAGGCAGAAAUGCUUAUAUUUUGUCAAGUUCUUAUGGCAUAAAUCUGGAAAAUGCAUUACCUAUUGAAGGGGUGACUAAAGUUGACACUAAUGUAUUACCUGUUGAAGCUGACUCUGAUGAUCCUGAUUAUGUAUUAAAUGAGAGUAUUGAUGAUACUGAUAGUGAUGACCCAAAUGAAGACCAAGUUAGACAAUCAUGUGGUGUUGAGGUGGAUGUUGAUAACUGGGGCUCCAUCGCUAUCAUCGACACUACUUACACGACACAAAGCACCGGUGAUCCUCAAGCUAAGUCUCGACAAACUGAAGAAGAGGCGUAAACGAGGGCUUUGCUUUGAUUGUGAUGAGAAAUUCUCGCGUGGGCAUCGCUGCAAGCAGUUGUUUUACUUGGAGGGAGGUUUUGUCGAAGACGAAGAAGACCCACCCAUCACUGUAGAAGAGGGAGCCAAUUAAGAGGAGGAGAUUCCCGAGAUAAGUUUGUACGCCAUAAUGGGAAACCAUACACCGCAAAUGAUGCGAGUUUGGGGAAAGAUUAAUGGCAGAAAAAUUAUCACCCUUGUUGAUUCGAGAAGUACCCAUUAUGUAAAACUCAGGUAAAUUUGAAUUUUUAUGAAAAGGGGA
Ilex paraguariensis (yerba mate) is the source of this 886-nucleotide messenger RNA. Lineage: Eukaryota; Viridiplantae; Streptophyta; Magnoliopsida; Aquifoliales; Aquifoliaceae. The record is from the annotation of a GenBank genome assembly.